Molecule: messenger RNA, 2718 nt
Organism: Phragmites australis (common reed)
Lineage: Eukaryota; Viridiplantae; Streptophyta; Magnoliopsida; Poales; Poaceae
Product: protein argonaute 12-like
Exons: 23
Coding region: 1-2718 (905 amino acids)
Biological process (GO): regulatory ncRNA-mediated post-transcriptional gene silencing
Cellular component (GO): cytoplasm
Molecular function (GO): RNA binding; protein binding
Source: RefSeq, a predicted model, not a curated record
AUGGCGGUCGCAGAGGUGCAGGAUUCGCCGCGUGAGGGGCCGUCGUUCCCAACGCCGGCACCGGCUCAGGCGAUUGUUGCCGCGGCUCGAGUGGAGGGGAAAGGGACGGUGAAGGAACCUGAAAAGUUGGCGCUGCCGGCGCCUGCUGGGAGCCUUCCUCCGGCGUCGAGCAAGGCGUUGGUGUUCCCUGCGCGGCCGGGGUACGGGACGGUUGGACGGAGGUGCCGCGUGCGCGCCAACCAUUUCCUCGUCCAGGCCGCCGACAAGGACAUCUAUCACUACGAUGUGUCGAUUACUCCGGAAUCGAGGUCACGGGAAAGAAACAGAUGGAUAGUUAACGAGCUCGUUAAAUUGCACAAGCAAUACUUGAACGGAAGACUGCCUGUUUAUGAUGGAAGAAAGGGUCUCUUCACAGCUGGUCCACUCCCGUUCAAGGAGAAAGAAUUUGUUCUCCAACUAACAAACCCGGAGAGAGUAAAACAGUGUGAGUAUAAGGUGACGAUCAAAGAUGCUGCAAAAAUAGAUCUGUACAGCCUUAAGGAGUUCUUGGCUGGUAGGCAGAGGGAGCUGCCACAAGACACUAUCCAAGCUCUUGAUAUUGCUCUCAGGGAAUGCCCAAGUGCUAGGUACGUAUCGAUCUCAAGAUCAUUUUUCUCACAAGCAUUUGGACAUGGUGGGGAGAUCGGGAAUGGUGUGGAAUGCUGGAGGGGUUACUAUCAGAGCCUACGGCCUACGCAGAUGGGACUGUCCCUUAAUAUUGAUAUUUCUGCAACUGCAUUCUACAAGGCUCAACCCAUUAUAGACUUUGCAUUGAACUAUUUGAACAUCCAUGAUACUUCAAGGCGUUUGUCUGACCAGGAUCGCGUAAAACUAAAGAAAGCCCUCAAAGGAGUCCGGGUUAUGGCCACACAUCGCCGGGAUAUAUCCAUACGUUAUAAGAUUACGGGGAUAACCUCAGUUCCAUUGAAUGAUUUGACGUUUGAUCAAGAUGGGACAUUGGUUUCAGUUGUCCAGUACUUUAAAUGCCAAUAUAAUUACUGUUUGAAAUACAUUCACUGGCCAUGCCUUCAAGCUGGCAGUGAUAGCAGGCCGAUAUAUUUACCUAUGGAGGUUUGCAACAUACUUGAAGGACAACGCUAUUCUAGAAAGCUAAAUGAGUGUCAAGUGAGGAGCAUCCUGAAGUUGGCAUGUGAGCGACCAACACAAAGGGAGAGUAGCAUUUUAGAGGUAGUUGGUAGGAACAACUAUGGUAAUGAUUAUUGUGCCAAAGAAUUUGGCAUUAAGGUGAUAAAUCAACUUGCUUUGGUUGAUGCUCGUGUGCUGCCAGCUCCAACGCUUAAAUACCAUGACUCUGGACGAGAAAAGGUGUGCUAUCCUGUCAUGGGUCAGUGGAACAUGAACAACAAGAGAUUGAUCAAUGGAGGAUCCAUUAAGUACUGGUCAUGUGUGACUUUUGCUUCUCGCUUGCAUCCAAAUGAUGUCAGGAUGUUUUGCAACAACUUUGUCGGUGUGUGCAAUAAUAUCGGCAUGCAAAUAAAUGGGAGACCAUGUGUCGACAUCGGGCAAGCACGUCCAGAUAACUUAGAAGCUGCACUCAGAAAUAUACAUAGACAAUCUGCACAACUUGAGUUACUAAUCAUAGUAUUACCUGAUGCAAAUGCAAGUGUUUUUUAUGGAAGAGUAAAGCGGCUUUGUGAAACCGAGCUUGGUGUAAUAACUCAGUGUUGUCUACCUAAGAAUGUUCAGAAAGGUGGCCAACAGUAUCUGCAAAACCUGUCCCUUAAAAUCAAUGUUAAGGUUGGUGGCCGUAAUACAGUUCUCGAAGACGCAUUGCAUCGGAGAAUACAUCUGUUAACAGAUUUGCCUACAAUGAUCUUUGGAGCUGAUGUUACCCACCCUGCUGCAGGGGAGGAUGCAUCUCCGUCUAUUGCAGCGGUUGUUGCAUCAAUGGAUUGGCCGGAAGUGUCAAAGUACAGGUGCUUGGUGUCUUCACAAAGUCAUAGGGAAGAAAUCAUAACUGAUCUUUUCACAGAAGUGAAGGAUCCGCAGAAGGGACUUAUUUAUGGUGGAAUGAUCAGAGAACUACUCAUGUCAUUCUAUAAAGCAAAUGGAAGGCACAAACCUGGAAGGAUAAUUUUUUAUCGAGAUGGUGUCAGUGAAGGUCAGUUUAGCCAGGUCUUGCUUUAUGAAAUGGAUGCAAUUCGCAAGGCUUGUGCUAGCUUAGAAGAAGGCUACCUUCCUCCAGUUACAUUCAUUGUGGUCCAAAAGAGGCAUCACACACGGCUUUUUCCUGAAGAUCCUCGUGCACGGGAUCUGACAGAUCGAAGUGGAAAUAUUGUACCAGGAACUGUUGUUGAUACGAAGAUAUGCCAUCCCAGCGAAUUUGACUUCUAUCUCUGUAGUCACUCUGGCAUUCAGGGAACAAGCCGCCCAACACAUUACCAUGUUCUUUUCGAUGAAAAUCAUUUCAGUGCCGAUGCAUUGCAGACAUUGACUUACAAUCUGUGCUACACGUACGCACGCUGCACGCGAUCGGUCUCUAUAGUUCCCCCAGCAUACUACGCGCAUUUGGCGGCUUUCCGGGCGCGCCACUACUUGGAUGACGCUGUAUCUGACCAGGUAUCAUCUUCUGCGGGCAGCUCUCGGGAUCGUGCCGGCCCGGUGAAGCCGCUGCCAAAAGUGAAGAACAACGUGCAGCAGUUCAUGUUCUACUGCUGA